GCGCCCGCCACCACGCCCGGCUAAUUUUUAUAUUUUUAUUAGAGACAGUGUUUCACCAUGUAGACCAGGCUGGUCUCGAACUCCUGACCUCAGGUGAUCCGCCCGCCUCGUCCUCCCAAAGUGUUGGGAUUACAGGCGUGAACCGCCGCGCCCGGCCACAAUCUUUAAAAGAUUACAACUAUGUCUCCUGGGACUGCACGUUCACUACACACCACGCUCACGAGCGCUCGCAGCGGGUAUGGAACUCUACAGAGUCCUUUCAUCUCCCGUCUCACUGAGAGGAAGAAGCCCUUUCUUUUCACUGUGAUAACCUCCAGGUCCUCCCGCCCAUCGUCUGCUUCGACGAGGAAGGAAAUGGCACCCCAACGGGGUCGGCCUCCAGAUUUCCAUCGUUGCAUUUACAACUGCUACAAAAAUGCCAGCACUCCAUCAACAUGAAGAAGAGAAGUUCUUCUUAAAUGCCAAAGGCCAGAAAGAAACUUUACCCAGCAUAUGGGACUCACCUACCAAACAACUUUCUGUCGUUGUGCCUUCAUACAAUGAAGAAAAACGGUUGCCUGUGAUGAUGGAUGAAGCUCUGAGCUAUCUAGAGAAGAGACAGAAACGAGAUCCUGCGUUCACUUAUGAAGUGAUAGUAGUUGAUGAUGGCAGUAAAGAUCAGACCUCAAAGGUAGCUUUUAAAUAUUGCCAGAAAUAUGGAAGUGACAAAGUACGUGUGAUAACCCUGGUGAAGAAUCGUGGAAAAGGUGGAGCGAUUAGAAUGGGUAUAUUCAGUUCUCGAGGAGAAAAGAUCCUUAUGGCAGAUGCUGAUGGAGCCACAAAGUUUCCAGAUGUUGAGAAAUUAGAAAAGGGACUAAAUGAUCUACAGCCUUGGCCUAAUCAAAUGGCUAUAGCAUGUGGAUCUCGAGCUCAUUUAGAAAAAGAAUCAAUUGCUCAGCGUUCUUACUUCCGUACUCUUCUCAUGUAUGGGUUCCACUUUCUGGUGUGGUUCCUUUGUGUCAAAGGAAUCAGGGACACACAGUGUGGGUUCAAAUUAUUUACUCGAGAAGCAGCUUCACGGACGUUUUCAUCUCUACACGUUGAACGAUGGGCAUUUGAUGUAGAACUACUGUACAUAGCACAGUUCUUUAAAAUUCCAAUAGCAGAAAUUGCUGUCAACUGGACAGAAAUUGAAGGUUCUAAAUUAGUUCCAUUCUGGAGCUGGCUACAAAUGGGUAAAGACCUACUUUUUAUACGACUUCGAUAUUUGACUGGUGCCUGGAGGCUUGAGCAAACUCGGAAAAUGAAUUAGGUUGUUUGCAGUCUUCAGUUGUGUUCUUAUGCUUCAGUGUCACAUUUCAUUUCAUUUGAAACUAAAAUUUUAAGUAAAGCUGAAAUAAACUUCUUAUCAUUGUC
Messenger RNA from Gorilla gorilla gorilla (western lowland gorilla), 1395 nucleotides. RefSeq names its product ALG5 dolichyl-phosphate beta-glucosyltransferase (gene ALG5). Gene Ontology annotation, cellular component: endoplasmic reticulum membrane. The coding region runs from base 416 to 1291 and encodes 291 amino acids. The record is from RefSeq and is a predicted model, not a curated record. Gene Ontology annotation, biological process: protein N-linked glycosylation. The transcript has 10 exons. Lineage: Eukaryota; Metazoa; Chordata; Mammalia; Primates; Hominidae.